AUGAUUCACGAGUGUUUAUUCAAUUUAUGGAAUAAUUCAAACGCGGCAGACUUGUCUGAAAAACAUAAUUGGACACAUUUGUUUGAACUACAAGACUUCCUACACCCUGGUGAACAGAAAUUGCUGCAAAUGAUCGUUGAAGUAGCAAUGGAUUACCACAAGAUAUCAGCUUUUAAUCAAACAAUUCUCAACCUGAAUCUUAGACCUGAAGAUUCAAGCAUGCCCCUUUCUGUGGUGUCAGAAAAACUUCCAACUGGGCUUUACAUAACAGCAUUCUGUAAUGGUUUGCACAAGGUCUUAGAAGACUACAGAAAUGAGACUAUUAGAUUAGAAAAUAUGUUUUUGCAAAAUCCACAGUUAUCAUUGACAUUCAUUCUUUGUUCAUUGGAAAAAUAUAGGAGUUUAUUUCAAGUUCUUUUAUCCAUGAUAAAUUUAGUUCAAAAGGAGAACAUACAUGGUUGUCUAUUAAUUGGUAGGCUUCACAAAUAUGUCAAUUGUGGAGUAGAUAGAAUUAGCUUAGCUGCCAAUCAGAUAAUAAGAUCUAUCAACACUAUAUUCUAUAGACAUUUGUGCAACUGGAUAAUAUAUGGAGAUUUAGUUGAUACUUUUGGAGAAUUUUUCAUCAUAGAUGGGAAAGUAGCUGAUCCAAAUUUCAUGUACCCUGAGCAAAUGGUUGACAUGUCCUCAGAUAGUAGCACACAUAUUGGAUUACUUAAGAAAAGUCCUAUUAGGAGUCCACCUGUGGUAAGGAAAUUUGUAAUCAACUGGGAAAUGGUACCUUUGUUCAUGAGUGAAGAAACAGCUGAAAGUAUACUGUUCAUGGGGAGGAUAGUGUGGAUUGUGAAAAACAAUCCUAAACAGUGUGACAACGAAAAUUAUCACAUAAAAUUCAAAAGAGACAUAUGGGAGAGCAAGGAUGCUGACUAUUACAGAAAAGUGCAGGAACUAGAAAAUGACACAUUCAAUAAUAUAGGGUUCCAAAUUGCAAUUGAAGAAUGUAGAAUUAAGUUGACCAAAUAUUUGUGGUCUGUUAUGUUGGGUGAAGGAAAAUUAAUUGAACACUUACACUUGAUUAGGGAUUACUAUGCAUUAGGCAGAGGAGAGUUGUUUCAGCAAUUCAUUAGUGUUGCUGAGGACCACUUGAAAGACACUUCUUCAGAUCUGAUAGUACAAAACUUGAACUUUAUUUUUCAUGAAACAGCAAGGAAGAUAUAUGGGGAAAAUGACAAAACUUAUUUGAAGUUUGAGAUCACUUCCAGUGCUGAUGUUGGCAGAAUUAAUCUGUGGUCCAAGUUGGAAAUGAAUUUUGGAAUCAACUGGCCCCUGCACAUUGUGUUUCAUCCCAAAGUGAUGGAGUUGUAUAAUAAGUUGUUCUGCUUUUUAUUGAGGCUGCGUAAAACACAAAUUGAUUUACAUAAACUUUGGGCAGACCAUGUUUCAAAAAAACAAAAAAUAGAUAGGAGAGUGUGGCCUUUGAGGCAAAACUUGAUGUUUCUUGUAAAUAACCUACAGUAUUACCUACAAGUAGAUGUAAUUGAAGCACAGUUCUCUUUGCUGUUGAAAGCUGUGGAAAAUGCCAAUGAAUUUGAAGACAUUAUUAAAGUUCAUCAUGAAUUCAUCAGUAACUUGUUAGCCAAAACUUUUGUUUCCACACCUGAUGAGGGGCAUAUUUACAAAAAUAAGCAUAGACUUUAUCAAACUCCUGCUGUUCAAUAUGAUGUUCCAAGUAAGGUCUACAGUGUUAUAUUGAAAUUAUUGGAGCUCUGUGAUGACUUCUGUCUAGUAGCUAGGACUUGGGAGUCAGAAUUACUAGUACCUGAAUUGGAAGAACUGGAAGUUUUCCAAAAACGCAGUGAUAUGGUUAUUGAAUCUCUUCUGUUCAUAUUGUACAGGUUGCAUGAAAAAGUCAGUGGUCAACACCUGUUGCAAUUGCUCUCUCAGCUGGACUUCAAUAAGUAUUUCAGUAAAAACAAGCCUGAUUUUUUUUCUAAUACUCUUUAA
This is a messenger RNA of Phaedon cochleariae (mustard beetle), 2001 nucleotides long. Lineage: Eukaryota; Metazoa; Arthropoda; Insecta; Coleoptera; Chrysomelidae. The record is from the annotation of a GenBank genome assembly.